Molecule: messenger RNA, 5589 nt
Organism: Danio aesculapii
Lineage: Eukaryota; Metazoa; Chordata; Actinopteri; Cypriniformes; Danionidae
Gene: dab2ipb
Product: DAB2 interacting protein b
Exons: 16
Coding region: 265-3804 (1179 amino acids)
Biological process (GO): regulation of GTPase activity
Source: RefSeq, a predicted model, not a curated record
GCCACUAGAGAGCCUUUUGAGCUUUUCCUCCCUCACUCACUCAGAAAUCAAGCAACACGGAGCGAGAAAGAGAGACUUGCAAACUUAAAGGAAACUUCAGUUGGACUUUUCCCAGCUCUGCUAGACUUGAGUGGCGGAAUGGAUUUUCCUCUGAUACUUUGAAUGUCACGGCACAACUCUGGGCUUUUGGCACGGAAGGGAUCUUUUAAGUUGUGUUGACUAAGCGUGUGUGUGAGCAAGGCGCGUGCGUGUGUGACAGGAGCAAUGUCAGGUGUAACACGGAAAGGUUCUGGGAGACCAGGAUAUUACUAUAGGCUCCUGGGUCGAACGAGGCUACAGAGGCAACGCAGCCGCUCCAGGAGCAGAAGCAGAGUCACAAACAAUAAGGACUCUCCACCUGAGAGAACAGGGCGGAGACGUAGCAUACCAGGCUCCGCCCCUGACAAAGUCCCACCCACAAUGGAGCCCACAGCCGCCGCUGCUGCAACACCCUUCAGAGUCACUGGUUUUUUGAGUCGGAGGUUAAAAGGCUCAAUCAAGCGGACUAAGAGUCAGCCUAAACUGGAUAGGAACAGCAGUUUCAGACACAUCCUGCCAGGCUUCAGACCAGUGGACAACGAGAGGUCUCAUCUGAUGCCCAGGCUGAAGGAGUCGCGCUCUCACGAGUCUUUGCUCAGUCCCACCAGUGCAGUCGAAGCUCUGGACCUCAGCAUGGAGGAAGAGGUCCUCAUUAAACCAGUGCACAGCUCCAUCCUCGGCCAGGAUUACUGCUUUGAGGUGAGCACCUCCACAGGUAGUAAGUGUUUUUCUUGCCGUUCAGCAGCAGAGAGAGACAAAUGGAUGGAGAACCUGCGACGAGCCAUCCACCCUAAUAAGGACAACAGUCGGCGGGUCGAAAAUAUGCUCCGGCUGUGGAUCAUCGAAGCAAAGGACCUUCCGGCCAAGAAAAAGUACUUCUGUGAGCUGUGCCUGGACGACAGCCUAUAUGCCCGCACGACCUGCAAGAUGAAGACGGAUAACGUGUUCUGGGGUGAACACUUCGAGUUCAAUAACCUCCCUGCGGUCCAGAGCAUCACAGUCCAUGUCUACAGGGACUCAGACAAGAAGAAGAAAAAAGACAAAAACAACUACGUGGGGCUGGUGAGCAUCCCUGUGGUGACCGUCACGAGCAGGCAGCUGGUUGAGAAGUGGUACCCGGUUAGUCAGCCCAAUCCUGGGAAAGGAAAAGCGGCUGGUCCCAUGGUCCGCAUCAAGGCCCGGUACCAGAGCAUGAACAUCCUCCCUAUGGAGCUGUACAAGGAGUUUGCAGAGUACACCACCAACAACUACAUGCUGCUCUGCUCGGUGCUGGAGCCGGUCAUCAGUGUCAAGAACAAAGAGGAGAUGGCCUGCGCUCUGGUGCACAUUUUGCAGAGCACCGGCAAAGCCAAGGACUUCCUGACAGAUCUGAUGAUGUCAGAGGUGGAUCGAUGCGGAGAGAACGAGCACCUGAUAUUCAGAGAAAACACACUGGGCACUAAAGCCAUCGAGGAGUAUCUCAAACUGGUCGGACAGAAAUAUCUGCAAGAUGCGCUGGGUGAGUUUAUUAAGGCUCUGUAUGAGUCUGAUGAGAACUGUGAAGUGGACCCGUCCAAAUGUUCAUCCAGUGAUCUGCCCGAACAUCAGAGCAACCUGAGGAUGUGCUGUGAACUGGCUUUCUGCAAGAUCAUCGAGUCUUACCGCGUGUUUCCUCGGGAGCUGAAGGAGGUGUUUGCGUCGUGGAGGCAGGAAUGUGGUAAUCGAGGGCGUCCAGAUAUCAGCGAGCGUCUUAUCAGCGCCUCCUUGUUUCUGCGUUUUCUGUGUCCGGCCAUCAUGUCUCCAUCUCUCUUCAACCUGACGCAGGAGUAUCCAGACGACCGCACUGCACGCACACUCACUCUUAUCGCAAAGGUCACGCAGAACCUGGCAAAUUUCACCAAGUUUGGUAAUAAGGAGGAGUACAUGUCAUUCAUGAAUCAGUUUUUGGAGCAGGAGUGGACCAACAUGCAGCGCUUUCUGCUGGAGAUCUCCAACCCUGAGACCAUCUCUAAUACUGCAGGCUUCGAGGGCUACAUUGACCUGGGCCGUGAGCUCUCCACAUUACACUCACUGCUAGCUGAAGUGCUGUCCCAGAUGGACCAGAGUGCUGCCUCCAAGCUUGGCCCACUACCCAGAAUAUUGAGAGACGUCCAUGGAGCGUUAACAAACCCGAAUGUACAGAUGAGCGUUCCUUCUGACCGAGUGCCCUCGCCACCAGUCCCUGGAUGCAGCAUCUCCACUGGGAUACAAAAGAUGGCCAUUGAUAGCGACCUGCCGGGCCCAGUGGACUUUACUCGCCUUCCUUCCCCCACCCCUGAAAACAAAGACCUCUUCUUCGUUACACGCUCUUCUGGCCUCCAGGGCUCCCCUGCCCGCAGCUCCAGCUACUCUGAGGCCAAUGAACCCGAGCUAGGCCUGGCCAAUGGUGGCAAGAGUCUGUCCAUGGUAGAUCUCCAAGAAGCAGCCAGAGCGUUAGAACCCAUUUCCAUUCCGGCAGGGAUAACUUCAGAAGGUAUGGGAGAGGGUGUCAUGGUCCCCUGGAAUGCACGGACUCCUCAAGGCAACAUUGCUGGAGGCCCCACUCUUCACAGGCCAGUACAGAGUCCCACUACCCCAGGAGCAGAAGGGGCCCCAGGCAGGCCCACGCAACUCUUGGCCCCGCUAUCUUUCCAGAAUCCAGUGUACCAGAUGGCAGCAGGGUUGCCAGUCUCUGCUAGGGGUAAUGCGAGUGGGGAUUCUGGGUCGGAGUGUCACAGUUCCGUCAGUUCCCAUAGCAACAAUGAAGAGGGUCUUGGAGGAACCAAGACCACCUUCCUUACCCAGGGGGCUUCGGUGGGCGAGGAGUUUGCAAGGCGUUCGGGAGAUUUUUCAAGACGCCAGUUAUCGUUAACUGACCCGCAGCAUGGACACCAGCCAACGGUCCCACGACAGAGCAGCGCCGGCCCCCAGCGGCGGAUUGACCAGCCUCCACCACCUACACAGACUGCACCCAGAGGACGAACUCCACCCAACCUGUUAAACUCCGCCCCCUACCCACGACCUCUCAACAACACUAUGAUGUCAUCAUCACCAGACUGGCGUGGAAGUGGUGCACGACUUCGGCAGCAGAGCUCCUCUUCCAAAGGGGACAGUCCAGAAACAAAGCAUCGUGGACCACAUAAACAAGCCCCGUCCCCAGUGAACCCCAGUGCACUGGACCGUACGGCUGCCUGGUUGAUGAAUGUGCCAUAUAUAGAGCAGGAGCCCGAGACAGAGCUUUGCAGAGAUGAGCACACACAAGCUGAAAAGUAUCAGGCGGAGAUCAGUAUGCUGCAGGACCGUCUGCGUAUGUCGGUGCAGAGGCUGGAGGAGUACGAGGCCCGGCUAAAGGGACAGGAGGAACAGGCCCAGAAGAUGCUGCUGGAGUAUCAGGCCCGACUGGACGAGUCAGAGGAGAGACUGAGACGACAACAAGAAGACAAAGAUCUGCAGAUGAAGGGCAUCAUAAGCAGGUUGAUGUCGGUGGAGGAAGAGCUGAAGAAGGAUCAUGCUGAUAUGCAGGCAGUUGUUGACUCCAAACAGAAGAUAAUUGAUGCACAGGAGAAACGGAUAGCCUCUCUAGACGCAGCUAACGCUAGGCUAAUGAGUGCUCUGUCCCAACUGAAGGAGCGCUACAGCAUGCAGACGCGUAAUGGCAUCUCUCCCACAAACCCCACCAAACUGCAGAUCACAGAGAACGGAGAGUUCCGCAACAGCUCCAACUGCUGAGCACAGACACACAGAACCAAGAGAGAGAGAGAGAGAGAGAGAGGACAUGAUAUUCUGUAGGUGAACCCUGAGAGAAAACCGCAGGUGAGGACACUGAACACUCAGCAGAACGGCUGUCCAGAAACAUCCGCUGGUGACACUACUGUUCAAGUACUUCAUGUUAGGACACACCACUAGACACUCAUUCGUGAUUCAAAACAGCUGACUGUAUAAUAGAAGAACACAAAAAAAAUACAGCUGACAUGGUGACUAUUCAAACACUAGACCUUCUAGUCUGCAAAAAAAGUCAUUAAACUUGCUUUAAAAUAGGUGUUUUCCAUACAACCUCUGAAAAAAGAAACUCAAUUCUGAACCGUUUAUUUAUAACACUCUUUACUUUAACAAGAACCGACUGAAACUACAGAACGAGCGACUCUGUGUGGAGAAUUUCGAGCUCUUCUUCAUACCCUCACUUCCGUUUCUCCCUACAUAGUGCACUUUGUCUCUCCAUCAUGAGAAGCCUUAAAAUGUUGCAUCUGAAAUGUCCCUCAGUCCUUAGCUUUUUGUUUUUACAGUUCAGAUGAACAUCUGUGAUAGAUUAUGAUGUCUAUUUUAAAAUAUAUAUAUAUAUAUAUAUUUUACAUUCCCCAUCAAUCAAUAUUUCUAUUUGUCUUUUUUUUUUACUCUGGACAAAAAUAGUCCGGUCUGUAACAAACACGUCCUACAUCUUAUUUGGGUCCAUUUCAGAUAUUAUUCUGAGUUGGAGCAGAGUGAAUGUUUUCAACGCUAGUCCACAUCGACAUGGUUUUACAUUGAAGUUUUUAAAACCGCCUUGUUUAGCUCGUGCUUUUUGUUUGGAAGAGUUUUGCUUCAAUUUUUAUUAUGGGUUUUUACUGUUCAGUCCUCUUUUUAUGCCUUCAUUUGUACAUGUGUGUUUGUAUUUUAUAUGUGUUGCCUCAUUGGUCCAAAUUGCUGCACGCUUUACAUUUCAGCAUUUUAGAGUUUGUAUAUUUUUAUAUUUAAAAAAAAAACAGAUGUGAGGAUUUUCUGCAUUUAUCAUGGAGCUGCUGUUUUCCUUUACCCUGAUGACCUUUGAGGAAAAGACACACAUUACACGUCUCUAUUUUCUUGCAAAUAUACAUAUUAAGACAAACUGUCAUGGGACAUAUAUAAAAGAUGAAAGAAAUGCUAUUUUUAAGGGAAAGCCUCUCUAUAAAUGUGCUCUUAGAUGGAGUAAAUUAUGAUUAUAGAUGUUCAGAGUGAAUGAUGUUCUUACAUCAAUCUAACAAGCACAAACCACAUCUGUCCCCCUGAAGACUAUGCACUUUCUUCCUUUGUUAUCUACACCUGGGUUUACAUCACUCCAUCAACAUGUAGCAAACACAUUAUUAUUAUUAUUUAAAGGUUAGUUCACCCCAAAAUGAAAACUGUCUUCUUUUGACCUUAAACUGCAAGACUUUAUUUUAUCUUCAGACCACACAUCAAGGUAUGUUCAAUCUGACAAAUCUGUGUCCCUCCAUAGAGUACAGUAGUGCUGCCCAGUUGAACCAAAUACACCAGCUACAUCACAUCAUUAUAUAUUUAGAUUUGAAGCAAAGAAAAGUAUGAUCAUACAACAAAGGUAUAUGUGUAUGUUAUGUACAUUACAAUCACAUGAUGCACUGACAAUCAGUAAAGUGUGACUGAGACAUUAAACUAUUCAAAGGUUGCUUUUGUAGAAUCUGUACCAAUAUAUUGCUGAUUAUGCAAUAUAAGAGUUUUAUAAGAAUACAGAUAUGAAUCUGUACUUUAUAUAUUAUAUUAUAU